AUGGGUCUUCGUCGCUUGGCAACGACGUUGGGAAUCACACUGUUGACCACAGUAGGAAAAGUGUUCGGUAAGCUGCUGAACGAUAGGAUAGUGGGAGUAUUGGAGAAGGAACAUAGCAUUAGUGAGGGCCAGGCAGGUUUCCGCAAGAAGAGGGGGUGCGUAGACCACGUGUUCACGGUAGGGAGAAUCAUCCAAGGUAGAAAGAGGGCGGGAAAGCCGACGUACUGCUUCUUCCUGGACGUGAAAAAGGCAUACGACACCGUAUGGAGAAAUGGGUUGUGGAAACAACUGUCCAAAUACGGGAUCAAGGGGAAAAUGUGGAGAGUGCUGAAGAAGAUGACAGAGUGUACGAAAAGCGCGGUCAUGCUAGACGGAGAACUGUCUCAAUUCUCCGACAUUANCAAGCAGAUGUGGGAAGGGAUUAGUGGAAUGGUAAAAAAGACCGCGCAAGGGGGGGAUACAGGGGUAGCGACUUUGCGAGGUGUGAACGGUCGAUUAGUCAGCAGUGGAAAGGGAAAAGGGGAAGUUCUAGCAGGACACUACAAGAGACUUGGAGUGCCCUCGGAGAAUGAAGCUUUUGACCAAGUGUUUAAGAAGGAGGUGGACGCAUGGGCCCAAAAAGAAGAAGAGACAUCGAAGGCAGACGUUGGGAACGUAGAACUAGAAAAGGAGUUCACUGAGGACGAGGAGCGGAUGGGAUAGUCAACGAGUUCAUGAAGUUUGGGGGGA
Molecule: messenger RNA, 729 nt
Organism: Ectocarpus sp. CCAP 1310/34
Lineage: Eukaryota; Phaeophyceae; Ectocarpales; Ectocarpaceae
Source: the annotation of a GenBank genome assembly